Teleopsis dalmanni is the source of this 1864-nucleotide messenger RNA. Its product is annotated as segmentation protein Runt-like. The record is from RefSeq and is a predicted model, not a curated record. Gene Ontology annotation, biological process: regulation of DNA-templated transcription. The transcript has 2 exons. Gene Ontology annotation, cellular component: nucleus. Bases 61 to 1575 code for a protein of 504 amino acids. NCBI's taxonomy places the organism in Eukaryota, Metazoa, Arthropoda, Insecta, Diptera, Diopsidae. Gene Ontology annotation, molecular function: RNA polymerase II cis-regulatory region sequence-specific DNA binding; DNA-binding transcription factor activity, RNA polymerase II-specific; ATP binding.
CUUAAACACAUUUUGGAUUUUAUAACACCUCCACUUGCUUCAAGGAUUAAAGAUUUAAGUAUGCAUUUACCAGCCGGUCCAACAAUGGUAGCUGCACCCACACAAAUCUUGCCAAGCACACCCAAUACCAACAACUCAACACACAAUAGCACACAUUCCGCCAGUUCGACAGGUUCGUCUACUCCGGAUAACAGUAACCCCGCCGUCAAAAUGCCUACGUCCAUGACUGACAUGUUCGCCAGCCUGCAUGAAAUGCUACAGGAAUAUCACGGCGAACUUGCACAGACCGGUUCACCUUCCGUACUCUGCAGCGCAUUGCCCAAUCACUGGCGUUCCAACAAAUCUCUGCCUGGUGCAUUCAAAGUGAUCGCCUUAGACGAUGUUCCCGAUGGCACUCUAGUCUCCAUCAAGUGUGGCAAUGACGAGAACUACUGUGGGGAACUGCGCAAUUGCACUGCCAUCAUGAAGAAUCAAGUAGCGAAAUUCAAUGAUCUACGCUUUGUCGGCCGGUCCGGACGUGGCAAGUCAUUCACGCUCACCAUCACAAUUGCAACAUAUCCUGUGCAGAUCGCCUCCUAUACAAAAGCUAUUAAAGUCACUGUGGAUGGACCACGGGAGCCAAGAAGUAAGCAAAGUUAUGGCUAUCCACAUCCGGGUGCUUUCAAUCCCUUCAUGCUAAAUCCUGCUUGGUUGGAUGCAGCCUAUAUGACCUACGGUUAUGCCGACUACUUCCGCCAUCAAGCAGCUGCUGCUGUGCAUCAUCCAGCACUGGCGAAAGGUUCACCCACAUUACCCGGUACAACUAUAAUACCACCACCGGCUGGUGCACCAGUUGACUUCCAUCACACACAAAUAACACCACCUCCAAAUGGUGCACCACCCAUGCCUUCAAAUCAGGCCUUAGCGGCUGCCAGUAUGAUGCCAUCACCACCAGGCUCCGCAUAUGGCAUGCCACAGUUUCCUUUCAAUCCCGUAGCUGCAGCAGCGGCGGCGGCAGCAGCUUCUGCACAUCCUGAACUAUUACAUGCACAACACAAAACACAUCCACAUGCUUUUCAUCCUUACAAUAUCGCUGGUCUGCGUAUGAGAAAUACACAACUACCGCCACAUGGACCAGUGGAGCAUAUAAGUCCUGCACAUAUAAGUCCUGCUUCAUCACGCCCAUCAUCGUCUUCACCCCCAACGCAACAUCCGAUCAGUAAACUAAAUUCAUCAGUCGAAACCAGUUCACUGCAUGAACAAUCUGUGGAUUGUUCCGAUGAGGAUUCGGAUGAUGAGCAAAUCGAUGUAGUCAAGUCAGCUUUUGUGCCGAUUUUGAGGCCCCAAUUACCAGCAUUCAGCUCCACUGAAGAUCUUGACAAAUCCAUCGACUCAACACGCUCCUCACCCACGCAUCAACUGCCACCACCAACGCAACAACGUUCGCGUUGCGAUUUAAAGGCAUCCUCCGUAAUGAAACCACUAUUCCAUGAGUCCGUGCAACAAAGACAAACAUCUCCGGAAAUAACAGUGCCGUCCACCACAAAAAUCAAGACAGCCAACAGUGUACAGAAGACAGUUUGGCGUCCCUACUGAGUGGUCACAUCGGCACAGCAAGUAGGACUACUUCUACACUUGGCCAAUGUACUUGGCAGUGGAACUGAAGCUCAGAAUAGUGCCUAAGGCGCGUUACUGCUGCGCUCAAUGCAAACGGAAGAUGCUAGCGAGAAGCAGUGAAAUGCCGUCGGCAAAUGCAAUACGCAAGCGGUAACUGAUAUGAAACGGAUUUGUAUUUGAGGAGUAGUGCCCGCUCUCUCUUCCACUCUUGUGAUAGUACUUGAGAAGCAGAACUUAAAUUUAUUUGUGAUAUAGUGUUAAGUUAAAA